GGGCGGCGGAGCCCGGCUGCCCCGGCGGGAGGGAGGGGGGCGGAAAAAAGGAGGAGGAAAAAAUAAAAUGAAAUAAUCGCGCCCGGCACGGAGCGGGGCCCUCCCAAUUCUCCUCCCUCCUGCCCGGCCUGCGGGGACAGCGCGGGCCGCGGAGCCGCAGCGGGGCGACAAUGCGGCGGGCGGAGAAAGCAGGAGGGGCAGCGCGCGGCAACAUGGAGGGAGGCGCGGAGCGGGCCGGCCCCUGAUGCGGCUCUUUCUCCUCCUCCUCCUCCUCCUCCGGGCAGCGGCUCCGGCGGCGCUUCCCUCCCUGGCGGCGGCUGGCGGCGGCGGCGGGUGGAAAUGAGCAGGUCGGCGGCGCUUCUCCUCUGCCUGCUGGGCUGCAACGUGUGGAAGGCGGUGACCAAAACCUUAGGGGCGCCCGAGGCGGCUCAAGAAGUAACGCUGAAAGUCCACGUGAGCGAUGCCAGCACACAUCAGCCAGUAACAGAAGCCUUCAUUGAGAUUUUUACCAACCAGAUCUCCAUUGCAUCUGGAACCUCAGGAGCAGAUGGCACUGCCUUCCUCAAGUUUCAGUAUAAAUUGGGCAAUCAGCUGAUAGUGACUGCUAGUAAACAUGCCUAUGUGCCAAAUUCUGCACCAUGGAAACCUGUAAGAUUGCCUGUCUUCUCUUCACUGAGUCUUGGCCUUCUUCCUGAACGCUCAGCUACUCUAAUGGUCUAUGAUGAUGUAGUCCAGAUAGUCUCAGGAUUUCAAGGUGCACGCACUCAGCCACAAGUUCACUUUCAGAGAAGAUCAGUGAAAUUACCAGAGAACACCAGCUAUAGUGAUUUGACAGCGUAUCUGACCGCAGCCAGUUCACCCUGGGAAGUGGACAGUUUCCCUUACUUGCAGGGACUGGAUGGAAAUGGAACAGGAAACAGCACUAGGUAUGACCUCACCCCUGUUGCUGCAGUCAGUGUCCAUCUUCUCAACAGUGAUGGUACUCCAGUCCCAGUGAAUGGCCCCAUCUACGUAACAGUGCCUCUGCCAACAAACAGCAACUUGAAGCACAAUGCACACGUUCCAGCAUGGAGGUUUGACCAAAAAUUUGGGACAUGGCUGAAGAGUAGUUUGGGACUUGUGCAACAAGAAGGAAAUCAGUUGACUUGGACUUACAUUGCCCCUCAGCUGGGCUACUGGGUUGCAGCCAUGUCACCUACUAUCCCAGGUCCCGUUGUAACGCACGACAUUACCAGCUAUCACACAAUGUUUCUUUUGGCAAUUUUAGGAGGGAUGGCUCUCAUACUUCUAGUCUUGCUGUGUCUCCUUUUGUAUUAUUGCAGAAGAAAAUGUUUAAGACCACGUCAGCAUCAUAAGAAACUGCAACUUCCCACAGCACUGGAUACUUCUAAGAAGGAUCAAGCAACCUCUAUGUCCCAUAUAAAUUUAAUAUUUUCACGCCGUGAGUCAGAAUUUCCUGGCGGGCUCUCCGUUGCUAGCAAUGGACACACUGAAAACUCAGGUGCGAAGGAAUUAAUCAGUGCUGUCCACAUGGAGAUGGUCUCACCUAGUGGAGAAGCAGAUAUGCAUACACCUAUGCUCAAACAUUCCUUCAGUACUUCCCAGGAGUUCAGCUCCCGAGAGGAACUGCUCUCUGACAAGGAGAAAGACAAGAGCAGAAUUUCCUUGGAUGACCUGACUCCCAGCGGGUCUCUGAGAAAAGACUACCAUAAAUCAGCAGAUAGUUUUCCUUUAAAGACAAGAAAAUCUACUGAAACAGCUGAAGGCUAUGAGUCCCCUGUCAAAGAUGAAUAUAGGAGAAGUUACAAUGCUAUGCUAUCUCAGCCUUUAUUUGAAAAGCAAGAGAGAGAAAUUCAAGUAUCUAUGAACCAUAUUGCUACUGGAAGUAAAUACAAUAUUCAGGAACAAAUAUACCCCACACCUUCAGCUCCUGAAAAAGAGCUGCUGGACUGCAGACCUACUGAAUGUAUGAUGUCUCGUUCGGUCGAUCACCUUGAAAGACCUACAUCUUUCCCUCGACCAGGUCAGUUAAUCUGCUGCAAUUCUGUUGACCAAGUUAAUGACAGUGUUUACAGAAAAGUUUUGCCUGCACUGGUGAUCCCAGGUCAUUACAUGAAAUUACCAGAGCACUCUUUCGUUAGCCAGCCGCUGGUUGUCCCAGCUGACCAGCCCAUUGAUCUAGAAAGACUUCAGGCUGAGCUUCCCAAUCCUCACGCACGGCUUUUUCCACACCCCCCACAACAGUUGCAGCCCCAGCAGUUGACAUCACAAGCAAUAUCUCAACAACAUUUGCAAGAUGCAGGUGCAGCUGAGUGGAGUCAACAAAAUGCUUCCAUGUCCGAAUCUAUUUCCAUCCCCGCCUCACUUAAUGACGCGUCCCUGGCUCAAAUGAACAGCGAAGUGCAGCUUCUUACAGAAAAGGCGUUGAUGGAAUUAGGAGGAGGAAAGCCAUUGCCUCAUCCUCGAGCGUGGUUCGUUUCUCUAGAUGGACGCUCAAAUGCUCAUGUUAGACAUUCGUACAUCGAUCUCCAAAGAGCUGGGAGGAAUGGCAGUAACGAUGCCAGUUUGGACUCUGGCGUUGACAUGAACGAACCAAAAUCUGCACGAAAGGGAAGAGGAGAUCAUCUGUCUGCGCCACAGAGUCACCCACCAGUGCAAGAGCACCAGCAGAGAGAGCGGAAGGUUUCGGACAGCACAGCUUACACGCAACUUGUGUAUUUGGAUGAUAUGGACCAAAGUGGCAGCGAGUGCGGAACAGCGGUUUGUAGCCCUGAGGACAAUGCUCUGCGAUGCCUACUGGAAGGCACGAGUAAGAGAAGUGGUGUGCAGCUGCCCAGCCUGCAGGAGGAAACGAGAACUGUGGAUACCAAACCAGAGCCAUUAACUAGUCCUGAGCAUGGAACGUCAGGUCAAGAUGAGGAGGAGGAUGAGGAGGAUGAGGAAGAUGACCAAGGUGAAGAUAAGAAGAGUCCUUGGCAGAAACGAGAGGAAAGACCACUAAUGACUUUCAACCUAAAGUAAGCUAUUGUGAAAAUCCACCAUUCAGUGGAGUAUAAAAUUGCCAAAUAUUCUUUCUGUGGAAGUGCUUGAUUUUUUUUUUCCCUUUUCUUUUUCUUUUUUUUUUUUUUUUUUUGUUGUGGAGAGAAAAGAGAAAAAUAAACUGGUGAGCAACAUUUGAAAGAACUUAAACGCAUUACUGUGUAAAUGUUAGAAAAAGAAUUAAAAUCAUUCCUCUGAUUUAGCAGCUGCCUCCAGUGAGAUAGCUGAACAAAGAGUGUGAUUGUUAUUUCAUAUACUUGAUAUUGGUCAUCCAGGAUGUUGAAAAUACUGACAAAUCGUUUUGGUUGGUUUAUGACCUCAAUCUCCUUAAGAAUGGGAGCUGGUAAAGCUUUUGUUUUGUAGGCUAAUUUUAUGUUGAUAAUGCUACUGAAAGUAUCUUAAAAACAAGAGUUUGACACAUGGUGUCCAAAAUUGUGCAUUAUCUCAAUGAAAGGCUAUGCAUUGCUGCUUUUAGUAAUAUUUUGCUUAUACUAUGCUUUUCUUAAUUUUACAAGUUGGUUGUAAACAUUUUAUGUCCUUUAUUAUAAACUACUCAGCAAUUUAUUUUAAUGUAAAACUGCAGGAAACUUGAGUAGCAUCCCUUAGCAUUGAAGCCUUUUUAUGAAACCAAACUGAACUUUGUGUCGACUAAGAUUCCUCCAAUUCUGGUCCCAUUUACUCAAAGUGCCUUUUUUACAGUAACAAUGAACAGUCCCUUCUUUUGCUAACUCCUUUAAUUGACCCUGUUUGGGAUUUUAUAAACUUCUGAACUUCUACCUUUUAUUUUAAGCUGCAUGCCAAGAGUCCCCUUUUGUGCUGAGCAUUUCUCAUUUCAGUACAGUGUAUUCUGUAGCUAUCAUGUAUAUUGUGGAUUCUGUUUAGCCAGGGUAGACUUAGAAGACAUUUUAAAGGGCCCAGAGUAGCCAAGAAGAUAGUUUCAUUGACUGUAUAUAUUGUUAGCUUCCUCUGGAAUCAUAUGAGCUAAUCAUGCUCAUUAAAUGGACUAUAGGCCGAGCAAGUGGACUGAAUGUGUCUAGAAAACUUUUUGGGAAAAGAAAAAAAUGUACUAUCCUAAAGUGCCAGAAUUACUCUUCUGUGCUUUCUCCAUACAGAGCUGCUUGGUUAUCCAAAAAUUAUAAUUGAAAAUAAACUGCAAAAAAAAAUCUUUGUGUUUUUUUUUCCUCUGUUUAUGUUUAUCACAUUAUUUUGUAUUAUUUAAUGAGCAAAAGGCUUUGGUUUCUCUUAUGCUUAUGUGACUUACUAACACUUAAACUUCCUUAAGCAGCUCUAAUGAGCUUCAGGCAAUACUGAAAUGUAGAACUCUUUUCAGAAAAGCACCACCCUCCGUCUUGAUAAAUACUUCACUAUUGCCUAAGUAUCAGGGCAGACUUUGGAAAUGAAAUCCUGGUAUCACCAGACUUCUGUGUAGGAUCUGCUUCUCGUGGGGCCGGUUUUCAUUCUGAGAUUCCUGUGGGUACCUGCAUUUAUUGGGCACUGCUGACUUUGGCAUGAAUCAGGUUCAAAGAAGAGAAAGUAUGUGUGACUUCUACUCAUGUGGAGUCCUUCAUUUACAUUCAGUCAUGUUUCAUUCCAUUAUUUUUACUCAGCGUUACCAGCAGCCACACUUAACUAAGGUGAUUAGAGAAAGUGUUGUACAGUUCCGAUUAAAUUUUUAAUAAUAAGCCUUCACUCUUUUUUUUUUUUUUUUUUCUGUAGAUGUCAAAACCAGUGUUGUAAUUUCCAUCUUACUGAAUGUAUUUAUCUGCGAGUCUGGGCUCAACCCAGGAGCUGAAUCCAGAUUUCAUAGGUCCCAGACCAGCACUCCUUUCCAUCCACAAAACUACAUCACCUCUGCUUUGUUUUGGUCUUUGUUCAUGUUUGACAGUGGUAUAUGUCUGGAGGAAAUCUAAAAUAUUUGUAUUUGUGGAGUGCGUUAAAUAUUGAAAUCUCCGUAGUAGCAGUAAGUUACCUUCUGGUGGCUAUGUGCAUUCCAGGUCUUCCUGUUCUGUUCAGGAGCUUUGCUACUGACCACAUGUGAACUGGCUCUGUGCUAUGGGUAACUUCUGUCCAUCUGUGCAAGGUCAUCGAACAGCCAAAUCCUGCCUGCUUCAGAGGGAUGGUAUUUAUCGGAUUUCAGUCAGUGCUGGUAAUACAGUGUCACUUACUAAUCAGAAUGCUGUAUCAAAUGAACAUUUGGUUACAAUUCCAACCUACUCCAAUUACUGUGAUAUUUAAUUUCCAACUUUCUGUUCUCUUAAAUCUGUAAUUUUUAAUUACAUUCUCUUUUUACAGAUUCCUUUGCAAAAGUUUCCAUCUUUAUUAUGUUGUAAAAUGAAAUUGUUGCUAUUAAAUUGCAGUGGUUUCUUUCUUUAAUCGUGUCAGUUGUAUGUUCAAAAAUGUAUUUUGAUGGUUUGAUCAUUUGUGGUCCUACUACGGCAAAUGUGUUUGAACAAACUCAAUGUGAAUAUCUGGCAAGUCUUAAAAAUAACAUUUUCUUAUUGCUGUAUUAUCACUGGCUGUGUAACAGUUUGAAUUUGAUUCUGCAGAACAGAAAGCAUGGGAAAUGUGAGCCUCGAUGUGGCCACACAUCUGAGCCACGUGUUAAAUCAGAGGAGUGACAUCAGUCAGGUUAUGGGAUGAGAUCAGUGCAUCCUUUGUAUACACUUUGUCUAAUCUUGAAGUGCAGUGACAAUUUGAUUUUCAAACACAUAUUGAGACAUGCUUUGGAAAUAUAUGAAGACUUUUUUUGUUUGUAUUUCGCAGUUGCCCAAUGAAGAAAGUAUCAAUACAGGUUCUAAAACAUAUGGGACAAAGUACAAUUUGAUAUAUCUCAGCAUCAGCAGUUCCAGGUGAUCUCAGUCCAAGCAGAAGCUAAUCUAAAACAGCAGUUAAGUUGUCUUCAUAUACAUAUAUAUGUAUUAUUUUUUUUUCAUGGCAGGUAUUAACAGGGGGAAAUGCAAAGAAUUGUAAUGACAAAGCUUACAAAAAUAAACAUAUUGGACUCCAAAAACUAUUAGGAACAGGUCUUCAAUGACUUUGACAGCCUUGAGGGUUUUUGAAGCAGCAGUGAGUGACAGAAUAAUUUCUAAAUCUUAGAUUAUAUUAUCCAAAGGAUAUUUAUGUCACAGGACCUAUGAAAAGUUAUGACAGUUGGGACUUAAUACACAUACUAAGAGCCCACUGACUUAAUGGUUUCCCCUGCACCUACCUGGUUCCUGCUGGCACGCUUCUCAAAGCUCAUUACACUGUAAGGCACCUUGACUUAAUGUCAUAAAGACCUUUUAUUAUUUGAAUGCCAGCAUACAAACAUGCUAAAGUCUGUACAGAUGGAGAAAAAGCAAUGAUUCCUGCCUCAAAGCAUUUUGCAAUCUAACCCAUUAUUACAAGUGUACAGAAGUGUGGUGCUGAGCUUGCAGACAAACCCCCCCAUGUAGAAAUUGCUCCCAGCACUUUGCUCUUCUGCAGUUUGUACUGUAACUUCAGUGAAUUGAGCACUCCUGGAAUACCUGGAUGGUGGUUUCAUUUUCUGCCUUUCACUCUACCCAUGAGUGCUUUGGAAGACCAAUUGCACACUGAUAACUCCAAACCAAAAUGAUUGGAGUGGUAAGAAACAACACAUCCCAUGCAGGUUUUAGCCUGUAGAACAUUAGAGGUGUAAAUGAGCAAGUGUUCAAUUAGUGUUUAUUCUUUUUCUAGGAAGGUUUCCAGUUACCCAAAAAAGACAUUUUUUUCUUAACCAAUGGGAAUUCACCUGAGGAUUAAGACUUGUGACAACACUGUGCCUUGUGAACUGUCAGUGCAGUGUAAGCUGGGCUGUGUGGCAUGGUGGCAUCCACCCAUAGGUGCUUGUCAGCAUAAAACAGAAGCUAUCAGUUCGGUUUUCUGAAACGCAUGGACAGCAGAUUACUUCAUGAAUCCAUGCUGUCAUUUGUCUCAAAUGCUUGUCUCUACGCAUUUGAGAUCCUUACAGUCAGAGUACCUAUCUGCCACCUGGUGGUAAGCUGCUUAGCUACUGGAGCCAGAGCUGAAAGGCAUUUUUGGAAGUAAUUCAGGAGAUAAAUACAUACGGUAUUUUUAUGACUGUGUAUAAAGCACAGUUUAUGGCUUAAAUAUAAACACAGUUAUAACUUCAAUAGCAGCAGCAGGCAGCUGGCACAGGACCAUCAGUCGUUGCUUGGACCUGUUGGUCCAAGUGCAGAGGUUCAGUCUGCUUGACAGCCCUUGCCCACACCGUACCUGCAGUGCUUCUCUGCUUAUAACAGCUCCGUUUAGAAUGUGCAAGUGAAAAUGUGUCAGCACUUCUGUAGUGUGUUAAAGUGUAUACGUGCUUGUUUUUUCUCAGCUCAUUAAUGCCAAAGCAGAUUUACAUUACAGAUAAAACAAUUGUAACUGCUAAUUGUUUCAGAAGCUGAGGAAAGUAAGGGCACUUAUUAUUCUUUCCUAAUUCCCCUGUUAGAACCAGUGGUGAUCUGGUGGGUCCCACACCACCCUUACUGGUGUCUGGUAUGCUCAUGGCCUGGUGCACACCAGUUGGAACUGAACCUUUGGGUAGGACAGUAGGCAGCAGCCAAAUGCUACUAUUAGACUAGAGGAGCAUUUUUUCCUUACUUGUGUACUUCCAGCUGAUAAACUGACACCUGGUACUGUCUUCUGUUUGACAGUGAGAACAGAGCAUCUUGUUCUUUUUAGCAGUAAUCCUCUAGUACCCACAGGCGAUCCGCUUGCAAAGUGUGGCACCUGGUCUCUUAUCACUUAACUGAAGUAUUUUGUGUUGAUGUGCAUUUCUUCUAGGAAUAAGCAGUGCCAGUUAGUCUGUUUGAUCAUUAAAUUGCUCUUCUGCCUUGGAAACUUACAGACACUAGAGGGGAAAGUGUGAUGACAGUAGGGAGCUACAGAGGAGAUACAUAUUUACAGUUUAUUUUUGUAAUUAUGGGGUUCAAAUAAUGGGAGAUGCAGACUGCUAAAUUAACCCAAUUGAGGAAUAGUUAUGCCAGUUUUACAUUAGAAAGGAGAGGUGUUGCUCAAAAUACUGCUGUGGGAUGAGAAAUCCCACUUUAAAAGACUUGCCUGGUCCUGCUGCAAGAGAUGUCAAGCAUCAAAGCUGGGAGAAAUAAUUCCAAUGAACUCCUUUUUUAAGCACUGUUUUUAAAGGCUUUUGGUGAUUGAGCAAUUGUAAGGAGUCUCUAAAAGCCAUACUGUUAUUGCUUCAGGACUGUCUUCUUCCCAGCCUGCACACAGUUUUUUCAAGCAUGUUCCCAGAAGUGUUGCCUUCUGAGCUUCUCUUCCUGGGUACAAGCCCAUCAUCGUCCUACUUUUGUGCCAGGGGCUUUGGGUCUGGCAGCAGCGUGUAUGCACCAAGAGCACAUCACAAACUCUUCAACAGGAAAAUCUCCAUGAAAAGAAAGCAACACAGUAGAUUUGCCCACAUAUUGCCCUUGCACACACGACUGGGGCAGGUCCUCCCAGCCGGCAUCUCCUGCCUUUGCAGGUGAGAGAUGCUCUGUGUCUGGACUUCUCUGUCUUCAGCCCAUUUUAUGAACUCAGCCCCUGCCUCCACUUUUUAGCUUUAUGCUAUGCUGUGAGGCUGACUCAAACUGUGACACCAUAAUGACAUUUCAGUAAAGUUAUUUUUAGGUGUUGGUGAGGGUGAGAUUGAGAAAGCUCUCUGCCUCUCUCUGUGCCACUAGCUUUACCUUGAUUGUAAUGCCUCCUAAUCUUCUGUCCUCCACAAUGUGGCAGCCAGGUUCCCACAUGAGUGUUAAUUGCCUUGUGAGAGCUGGAUUGGUGCUUCAGCCCUUGAAAUCAGCAAACUCAGCCUAUAUAAACAUGUGUGUGUGCAUGCACAUGCAUGUGUACAUACAUAAAUGUAUUUAAUAUAAAAGUUGGCUUAAAUGCAAGCUUAAGCAUUUGGAGAUCGAGCAAUGCCAAAGUAAAUGUUGUUCAUCUAGGCUGACUGGAAAAACCAGCAGAAGAGCUCAUCAAGGUUUGUAUUAAUUAGCUUAAUUGUUCUUGUGGUCUGAGAUUGCAGUUAAAGCCAUACUUGAUGCUGAGCUGUGCUUAUGCCUCCGACUUCAGUGAGAUUUAUUCACAUUUGCCUACUAGUCUAGACACGAUGCUUAAAUUCUCUUUGUUAUUAAAGCUUCUCUAAUGUCUUUAAGCAAUUUACUCCACAAUUGUUAGAACAUUAGGUGGAAAAUUUUCUUUUUGUUAUAAAAGCUGUAGAAUUCUCAAGGGGAAAUUCUCACUGAAAAAUCUCCAAAAA
Molecule: messenger RNA, 9301 nt
Organism: Phasianus colchicus (ring-necked pheasant)
Lineage: Eukaryota; Metazoa; Chordata; Aves; Galliformes; Phasianidae
Gene: FAM171A1
Product: family with sequence similarity 171 member A1
Biological process (GO): stress fiber assembly; regulation of cell shape
Cellular component (GO): plasma membrane
Source: RefSeq, a predicted model, not a curated record